GUAUCGAUACUUUAUAUUACGGUGAAGGAGUUCUUUUAUAAGAAGGGCGCUAAAACCCAUUGAAUUUGUCAAUAAGAUCAUAUCAGUAUGUAGUGCAUAAUUUAGCGGAUUGUUAUAUCCCGAGAGAAAUAUUUUGUUUUGAAAAUUUGAACUUGGCUAUUGUUUUGGAAAUAUUGACAAAAGAAGGUUAGUAGUAUGUUGGAUAGCUUUCCGUCUUUGAGGGCACAGCCUUUUUACAUAACUGACACAAUGAAGAGACGUAAACAUACUUACACCAUAAACAGUGGAUUAUACAAUCAAUGAAAAUGGAAUUUGGUUAGAUAAUAAAAUUUUAUAAGCUUCAGAAUACAGUCAUUCAAAAGAGUUAUGCUCAGGUUUAAUGAUAUUAGGAUGCAAUAAAAAAAGAUCAAGAUAUGGCGGGCUCAAUGGAUGAAGUGAUAAAAGUUUCAAAGCUUUUAGGCUUUGAUUAUUCAAAAUUUGAAAACACAAAAAAAUCAUCCAUAGAGAAAAAGAAAAAUAUAGGUGAAAAUAACCAAGUGAGAAAUAAGAAAAUUUUGGUCAGCCCUGUAAGAGCUUAUAGACCGGCGAGUGAAAGUUUGACGAAAUCUAAUGCAUUAAUUAAGGACAGGGCAGUUAGCAAAAGUAGACCAGCACUUGAAAAAGGAAUUACUAAAGCCGAUAGUUCAGAAAGGCUCUCUUAUAGUGGCAGAAAAUCAGUUGAUCCAGAAAAAUUAAAUAUAGCUCAAUUAAGGAAAAGUAAAAGUGAAACAAAGAGAAAGGUAUCCAUUUCUGAAGAAACUGAUAAAGGAAAGAGUAGAAGAGAGUUAAAGAAUAAAAGGUACAUCCAUGAAGAUACUGAUCCAGGGAAGAGUAAAAGUGAAAUAAAGGGGGAAAAAUUGUUACCAGAAGAUGAUCAUAGCAAAAAUGAUAGGAAUAAAUUGUCAGAGGAGAAAAUUACGAAGUCUCCAACUAAAGAAAAGCCUUUAAAAGAAAUUCGAAGGAGACUUGAUUUUGAAAAUGAUGAGAUUGGAGAUGAAGUUGCCCCUUUGUCAAGUGGUUUAGAUUUUACAGAUAAGAUAGUUGCACUAAGGUCAUUGAUACAUAGAGACAGAGAGACUAGAGAUAUAUCAGACAGAAAAGCUUACUAUGGGGAAUACAGGUCUAGUCAGAGAAAAGUUAUCAUCUCCAGAAGUGAUUCUCUAAAGGAAAACCAAGAACAAGUUAGUGAAAAAACUGGUUUGGAAAAGGACAAGAUAAGAGAUAUCUUAAGGACUAGAAAAGCAGAUAAUGAAAGGCAAAGAAAAGUGCAAAGUGCUGAUUUAUUUAAAGACAAAAAAUUAGAUGGUAGAUUGUCUGCCAUUGACAUGCAUAUACUUAAAGAAAGGUUAGAAGCUAAACAUGAAGUUGUAAGUGAAAAGAAAGAUAAAAAUGUUGAUCUAAGGAAUGGUUCUGGAGAAGAUAUACUAAGUGACAAAUGUUUAACAGGUGAUUCAUUGUUACAUGCAAGAAAGGACAGAAAAAUAAUUGUAGCAAGUUCAAGAAAGCUUGCAGGAAGGGAAGAAAGAGUGACUGAAACUAUGGAAAAUACUAGUAGGCCAAGUUCGAGGCUUGAAGCAAAAGAAACUCAGACUAGCCAAUUAAAUCAAUCCAUAAGAAGUGUUCAAAGUAAUGUACCAUUUUAUGAACCAGUAGGUAGACCAGUGAGUGCUCCAGUUUUAAAUUGUGAACUCUCUGUCAGUAAGAGAAGGGUGGUUGCAAGAAACAGGGAUAGAGGUAUAGGAGGAAUAGAACCUGGCAUUAACGUAAAAAAUGCAGACAUAGAAUCCCCAUCUAAAGAUGAUAGGCAAACUAAUAUUGAUAAUUUUGUUGGAACAAGUUUAACUCCAGAGAAAUUAAAGCAUAGACGUCAGUUUGAUAUAAAUGAAAAAAAGAAAGUUUUAGAGUUAAAUGGCAUAACUUCAAGUAGGGAAAGAAGAAGUUCAGAACAUAUCAAACAAAGGCAUGACCCAGGAAAUCAUAGGCCAAAUUCAAGGACUAGUAAUAGAGAUGAAGAUAUUUUAAAUAUGAAUGGUACUAUAGGAAGGAAAUAUAGAAAUUCUGAAAGUCAGUCUAAAAGUAAUAAUGCAGAAAACAAAGUCCUUGAUAGUCGGUAUGAGAAAAAUUUAAAAGGUACGAGUAAAAGUGAAAAGAAAGUACGAGAAUGGAUUAAAAAUCAGGAAAAACUCAUGAAAGGUAAUUCUGUUGAUAAGGAUGAGAUGUUAAUGGAAGAAUUGAAUGUGUGUAUAAGUUAUCCAGUAAGCUCCCCAACACGCAUGCAAAAAAGUCCAUCAGACAGUUGCGACAAAAUACCCAUAAAACUUGAGAAAACAAAAAAUGAGAAAUCGCAUUCAUUGAGUCCCAAAGCUGCUUAUGGAAUAAUUCAGCCUAAUGCCGGAGAUUGUACAAAUAGGCCUUUGAGCAGGCAGGAUAUUUUUGAUAGGCUAGAGCAUAUAACAAUGGCUGUCGUUACCCAAAAGCACCAGCUUGAACUGGAGAUACCGGUGAAGGAUAUACAGGUUAACCAGAAAUCUCCGGCUAAAACAGGAUCUCGUACUCCAGAAACUCCGUCCAUUAGAAACAUUCAGGGAAAACCAGCAGAAAAUUGGGAUUCGGCCAGUACAGAGGCAGCAAAACCGACUAGAUCAUCAGUGUUCAGUCUACCAUUCUCUAUAAGAUCUGGAGAGUCAGUCUCGUCUACUUGCCAAGCUGUUAAGUUGCUACGCCGGCUGUACAAUGUUGAUGAAGAAACGAGACAGAAUUUGGUGCUUAUGGCAAAAUGUUUCCGGCGUUGGUUCAACAACGUGUUACAUGCUAAGGCAAGAAACUUUGAGAUCACUCAAGCUGCAAAGAGAGUCAGCCCGAUCAGCUAUGGUGUUAUGUUGCGGAAGGGAGACACCUGUUACAGAACCAAUGUAUUGUCCUACUACUUUAACGUAUGGAAAACUGCGAGCAGAAAUGCUGGGCUGCACAGGCAAGUUGAGCUUCUACAUCGGCGACACACACUACAGAAGGGAAUGAAUGCAUUUAAAUGGGCAAUCAACAGGUCAAAAUUACAACAGGGUAUUCUUCAGGACAGGAUUAACAUCAUGUUGCUACAGUCUAUAUUUACCAAGUGGAAAUAUCGCACAUUAGAAAACAGACGUCUACGACUUCAACAAGCAUUCUUCAGAUGGAGACAGUUCACAAAGGAGGCUCAAAAUUUAAGAGAGAGAGGAAAUUUAGCAAGUGUUGAGUUGGAUGAUUUACCUAUCACCCCCAUACAGAGGAUUCGUAUGUUAAGGAAUCAGAGCAAUAUGCGAUUAAAGGAGAGAGUUUUCCUUGAAUGGUAUAACACAUACCAGAGAUGUCUGAAGCAGCAUAAGGCAGACAUGCACGCAAGACGAGUGUUGCUGGCACAGGGUUGGUCAUCAUGGCGAUGUUACACACUACUAUCGAAGGAGAAGAAGCAAAGACAGGCUCUUGCAGUUCGUUUAUUCCAGUUUACACUACAGAGGAAAAUGUUUACAUACAUGAAGGUGGAAUUUUCCAAGUAUAUUGUGGCAAAACAGUUCCAUAAAUUGUCGCAGUUGAAGGUUGCCAUGAUAGCAUGGAAGGCUGGUACCGAGGUCAGUAAGAGCGAAAGAGAGGAGGACAUGCGUGUAGCAGAGAUCUACUGGUCACGAACAUCAUUAAGAUCUCACUUCACAGCAUGGCGAGAUUCACUACUGACCAACAAGGCUUGCAGGAUGUGUGAUAGCAAUUUCAUGAGGAAUGCCUUCUGCAUGUGGAAGAGACGUUACCAAGAGCUUGUCGAAAGACGUGAAGCUGUCGACAUGUAUAUCAGACAAAAGGUCCAGACCAGAGCUUUCCAACACUGGUACACUUUUGUAGUUGUAAUGAAACAGCGACGAGCUGCGGCAGUCGAGUGUUUGCAAUCAGUGUUACAGAGACGCAUGUUUGAGCGGUGGCACUGGUUCACUAUAUGCCAGCGAAAUCUCAGGAGACGCUUACUGUUACAUGUACGCAAACACAACUUGGAUACUCAGAGACGCUACCUCUCUGUAUGGAGGUCACAUUUCAAGGUCAAAUGUGAUGAAAAGAAGGCACAGCAACUUUGGUCUAACUCUUGUGCAAGGAGAGCAGCCGAGUCCUGGAGACUGGUGUGUCACAGAAGAAAGUUGGCCAGACUUCUUAUAGAUACAGAACCUGUCAGACAACUCAACACACAAAGAGUUUAUUUCCUGCAUUGGAAAGCCAAAUUUGAAUUGAUAUUGGAAGAGAAACAGGAAGCCUCAGAUGUGCGUACGAUUCUCGAUAGCUCUAAGCUCAAACUAUACUUUGAAAAAUGGAGUACGGACACACAACAACGUCUUCUGAUCAAACCCAUGGUGCUAAGAUAUAGACAAAGGCUUGUUACACAGUGUUUCCAAGGUUGGAGACAGUAUGUUGUUCACAAGGCUAGGUGCCUCAAGAGUGAAAAUUCUCUGCUCAGGGUCAGGCUGCAGAACAAGUUCAAAGCUUGGAGGAGACAAUACCAAGUGCAUCAAAUAGAGAAAGAUUUGAACAAGAAAAGGUCACAGCGCUGGACAUUACGCUGUUUACAAGGCUGGCGUUUUGUCAUACAACGUAAACAUAGAGCGCAGCAGUUCCAUGAAAAGCAUUUAGUGAAAACUACAUUUGUUCACUGGAGUACACUUGCACUAAGAAGAGUGAGAGAAAAAAGAUUACAGAAGAUGGAGAUGGAGACUGUUAUGGGUCUGUUGCAGAAGUAUUUCACGUUGUGGAAAGAGAGGUUGUAUAUGCAGCAGGGUGAAGAGGAGGACAACGUAACAUACCUGCAGCAGCAGAUAGAGACCAACAAGGUCAAGGUCGCAUUCUAUUUUUGGAGAAGACAUUUCAGAGCAACUCUUAUUGCUAGAGAGAAUGAAAAGAUACGUAUACGCAAGUUGGCAAAGCAAGCACUACAAGCAUGGUUUGUUUAUACCCAGAAUUCCCUACAGGAAGCUGUGGAAAAAUUUGCAGCUGCCAUUGGUUUACAUCAAGAUGAGGAAGAAGCUUGCAUUGAUCAGGAUCAGCAGGAGCUUGACAGUAACUGUAACAGUUACGAUAGAGCAGAGGAUCAGCUACUGGGAAGAGGUGACUCCAUAGAGAUGUUGAACUUUGACUUGGAAAUGACACCUAAUUCAAUGACACCAAGAACGCCAAAGACCCCUAGAUCCAUGACCCCAAGGACCCCUAAAUCCAUGACUCCAAGAACACCUCUCACACCACGUGCAAUAGCAUAUGGAACACCAUCCAGGAGGUUGUAUUCACCGUCACCAAGUCACCUGAGUUUGGCACAGUCCCUAGAGUUUGAUGCAGGUGCUUUGACAAGUUCAAGCUUCCUAGAUGCCAGGUUUGAGAUGGAACAUGCUGUGAAAAUAGAGAGCAGAAGAGAGAUUGUUGUAACUGUUGUUAACAGACUAUGGCAUUGGCCUGUGAGCAUCGUGUUUGAACAGUGGAAGGAGUACACAGCUCGGCAGUCAGAGUUCAAGCUGCUAACUGCUCAGAUGAUCCGUGUACAGCAGGGGCUUGCAUUGAAACAGUAUUUCAACUCAUGGGUACAGCACUAUAGAGAGAUGAAGCUAGCCAAGCAGCAUUAUGAACAAGUGUUACAACACAAAGCCUUACUAAGCCUGAUACUGUAUAGAAAUAUGUGUAGAGAGAAGAAACAUAUGAAUACUAUAGCCAGGUUACACUAUGCCAGAAAAGUCUACACGGCCAUUUUCCCAAUCUGGCUUGCAAAGGCACAAGAAAAACAACAUGCAGAGAAAAUUGUUUAUCUCUGGACAAACAUCACUGAUGAGGAAAGACAACUCAUACCUAGAGAGCGCUCAUUCUGUUACAGGCUCAAUAAGAAAUCUCUCAAGGAGUGUUUCACAGUGUGGCAAAAUAAAUACCGCAAGAUUAGCAAACUUAAGAAAGUUUACCACAAGAUUUUGUACCAGAGAUAUUUUGGAGCCUGGUGCAGUUGGGCAUUAGAAAGACAUGAAAGACAAGUAAAGUGCGAACAGUUCAGGGAUGACAGAAGGAAAAAGCUGGUGUUCAAGACAUGGUGCUUACGUCACACUCAAAAGAAGGAAGUUGAAAGAAGAUACGAGGAUACUUGGCAUAACUAUCUUGUAACGGUCUUGCAAUCAUGGCAUCAGUGGGCUCAUGAUCAAAGAAGGAGAAAAUUGAUAGCAGUCUAUGUAACACAGACAAGAGAAAAGCAUCUUGUAUCUAGAAUGUUUGUCCAGUGGAAGAUGGAAUCAGAGAAACACAAGCUGGUCACAGAGAUGUAUCAGACCAGACUCUCCACUAGGGUACUUCAUGCAUGGCAGAGUGUAGCAGCAUGGCAGAAAGAUCUCAAACAGAGACAGUUACAGUGUCAGCUCAUGUCCUAUACUGCUCUUGCAAAGAGAGCAUUGAGGCAGUGGUACACCUGUUAUCAACAGCAGCUACAAUUACAUGUCCAACAUGAACAGCUGUUACAGCAGAGGGUGCUAUGUCUAGCCACACACUGGAGGAAGAAAGCACAGAAAACACGCGGCCACAAGCUUCACCAGCAGUUCAAGAGUCAAAAUAUGGGAAGAAUGUUUGUUAAAUGGAAGGCAGCAUAUAGGAAGAAUCUUGAUCGAUAUGACAAGCUUGAAGAGUACCUGAACCAGAAGCACCAGCAGCUCACAUUGGUGUGUCUGGAGACAUGGAGAACCGAGUUAAUGUGUAUACAAGCCCACAGGGUGUUCAGUAUGAAACUGUUGACUACCCUCCUGUGUAACUGGAAGCUAGCUGCCAGAGGUUGUCGUCAGAGAAGAGAGGCCCUUAAGAGGUACACAGUAAAGAAGGAGCAACACACACAAAAGGUGUUCUUCCUGUAUUGGUAUAAUGUUGCCAAGGCUAGGAAAUCUAUACGAGGGCAUGCUAACCUAAAGAUUCAACUGACUGUCUUCAAAUCAUGGCUAGUAUACACACGCAAGAAGAACAACUUACGUAGAUUAGAGUCGGCAUUUACUCGUAAACGUAAUCUACGCAUUCUACAAAACCACUGGUACCUUGUGAAAACAAGAUUUGAUUACUGUGUAGAACUAUCUAGCAUGGCAAACAGGGUGAUACAUGACAAAAAUACAACAUUGAUGACACAGGCUCUGCAACAUUGGGCUUUCAGAUUAAAGAUUGUGAUAGCAGAUGAGUGCCAUGAACAUAUUCUUGCCAAACGUACUGCCAGUAGAUGGCGCCAGUUUGUGAUGCGGAAAAGGCAGGAGCGACAGCAUAUGAAGGAACAGAUGGAGAAAGCUGUUAAGUUCUACAACAAACAAUUGUGCAAUAAAGUGUAUAGAAGUUGGUUUAAUGAAGUGUUGGCAACAAGGCAAGUGGAGAAGAGAAAAACACGGCUGUGCCGUAAAUAUGGUCAACUAUGGAAACACAAGACGGACAUGGCAUACACUGCAAAAUGUGUGAGAAAAGAAAACUUGUGUGCAGCAGCAUGGAGAAUAUGGCAUCUCGAAUUUGUCAGGAGGAAAACUAUCAGGAAGGUGGAAGCAUUUGAGAAGAAGCAGCAACUUACCAUGAUAUUUAUUUCCUGGAAGAACCUGUGUAAGAAACGUGCGAGGAAGAUUUCCAUGAUACCGCUACCAGUGUCGCCUGCAUAUAACAUGCCAUCAGCAGGAAGUAGUGGUUCCUCUACGCCAACAGAUGAACUGUUUUCCCCAGUGUUCAACAAACCAAGCCAGAUACCCACUCAGAUUCCGGUCAAUAGAAGGAAGAAAUCUCUCAGUGCCAAAAACUCGCCAACAGGAUCUAUGGAGAAAUUGUCAACACACAAUACUGGAAGAAGGGGCUCUAUAUACUGAAAGCAAUUUUUGUAAUGCUAAGGGGGGGCAGAAAUUUUUUAUGAAUAAUAGAAAAUUUUAAUGAAAAUUAAGAUAUUUUCCUAAUUGUUAAAGAUAUUGCUGGUACCGGUAUAUGAUAUCAAGUAAAUGCAGCAAUAGGUUCUUCACAUCCGAUACAUGUGGAGAAGUUUUGUGCAGAUGGUGGAGAACAAGCGAGUACUGGCACAGACUCUGUGAACCCUGGCCAGGCAAGCUGACUGCUGUUCCAUCACAAAACAUGACUUAUGUUUUCGAUUUGUGGAAAUAUGCUAAACUUUAUUAUUGAAUUAGUAAAUGUCUUUCAAUAUCAAAUUGAUAUUUCUUCCAAAGAAAAUUUAAACCUCAUCCAUUUUUGAAAAUAACCCUUAUUGUAUCAUCAGUUUCAAAUAAAUGUAUUUGUUGUGUGUUCUAGCAUAAAACUGCUUUUGUCCUGUUGAAGGGAUGUUUUAACUAGGGAGUAAAUGCGUGUUAACAAAGGUAUCAUAUACACACAUUUUUUUUUAUUUUGCACAUUCAGUGGUGAAAUAUGAAAAGUGCAACUGCCCUGUAAUGCAUAGUUAAAACAAGCAUGAAGGAAAUAAAGGCUUAGCAAGAUAAUAUUAAUUUGAUUUAGCUUUUUACAUGUUAGAAUAGGGUUAAUGCAAGUUUGUUUCCUGUUAUAGCAACUGAAGAAUUCCUCGAGGUAUGAAAACUACCGGUAUAUCAUGCAUUAUCCCUAUGUUGUUAUCCUAUAGUGCAUUUGCAUAUUAUAUACCAUGCUUCACAGAAAACCUAGUAUUCAAUUCAUUACCUAGUCAUUUUGUAUGUGCUUGUCUAUGUAUAUAUAAUCAUAAUUUAUUUUACACUUGAUAUUUUUUUAUCAUAAGACAAUUUUUUUGCUUUAAACCUGUAGAUUUAUUAUUUUUCUAAUUGUUCAUGUACAGAUAAAACCAUGUAUGAAUGUUAUUUCAGGUUUUAUCUUCAACUUUUAAUGAUUCAUAUUUCAUUUCUUGUAUAAAAGUGCUUUUUACCAUGUCUAUCACAAUGUUCUGCUAUACAUUAAAUGUACAGCAGAUAUAUUUUAGAUGGAUGCCAAAGAAAAAUCUGUGAUAUCAAGGAAACUUUUAUUUUUUAAUGCUCAUUCUGUGUGCCCCAUAGCUUUUUUUUAAAUGGAUCUGUGGAGCUUUUGGUUUAUUAUGUUAACCAAACUUAUGAUCUGCUGUUUAGAUACUGAUGGCAGAAUACUCCCCAAGUUUUAUAAACAAUUCUUUUAAUUUUGACAGAUACUUUAAAUAGCCAGUCUGGUAAACUCAAUAUCUAGAAUACAAAACUUCAAACCAAAAGUUAACAUGUUCGAAUUCCAUGCGAGGCUUACCACAGAAUCAUUUGAACUGCGCCAUGAGAAAACAAACAUAGUGGCUUUGUAACCAGCAUGGAUCCAGACCAGCCUGCGUAUCUGUACAGUCUGGUCAGGAUCCAUGCUGUUCGCUUUCAAAGUCUACUGCAAUUAGAGAAACUGUUAGCGAACAGCAUGGACCCUGACCAGAUUGCACGGAUGCUGGUCGCAAACCCACUGUGUUAGUUUUCUCAUUGUGCGGCUCAUGUAGUUUUGUGAGCAGGAAAUUUUGUUUUAUUUAUUGAAGCAACCACAAAAAUUGUCCUCCCAACACAUUACAUGUAACUAUUUCACAGUAUGUUCUUCAUAAAGAUGGACUGAAGACAAUGUUCUAGCUUGUUUGUCAUCUGACUAUGUGUGCAGAAAGUUUCAAUUGCUUAGGGUUAACAGGUCAUUACUAGAACAGAAUCUAGGAAUACAUGUUUGAUUAUCUUCUUCAUUCACACUCAUUUUGGGACCAGAUUAUGUAUUGUACAUCUUUUAUUUUUGGGACCAUACUAUGUAUCAUACUUUUAUUUAGGGACUUCUUAGAGUUGAUAUUAUUUAUUGACUUUUUCUAGUGACCGCAACAGAAUUAUACGGUUAUGCCUAAUGUGAUAAAACUACCAAAGCCAGUUCUAGUAUUUUGUUUUGUAUAAAACUGUAUUGCCAUACCAUUUUUAGCUCACCUGUCACAUAUUGACAAGGUGAGCUUUUGUGAUCACCCUUCGUCCGUCGGUCAACAAUUUCUUGUCUGCACGAUAAUGGUUUCAUUUAUGGUUUUAUUUUAACCAAACUUGCACACAACAUGUAUCACCGUAAGAUCUCGAUUGCUUUCUUGAACUGGCCAGAUCCCAUAAUGGGUUCCAGAGUUAUGGCCCCUGAAACGGACAAAAUUAGCUAUUUUGACCUUGUCUGCACAAUAGCAGCUUUAUUUAUGAUUUGAUUUUUUACCAAACUGGCACACAACUUGUAUCACCAUAAGAUCUUGUUUCCUUUCUUGAACUGGCGAGAUUCCCCUUAGGGUUCCAGAGUGAUGGCCCCUGAAAGGGCAGAAUUAGCUAUU
This is a messenger RNA of Mercenaria mercenaria, 10327 nucleotides long. RefSeq lists its product as uncharacterized. The transcript has 37 exons. Bases 414 to 7889 code for a protein of 2491 amino acids. Gene Ontology annotation, molecular function: phosphatase binding. Lineage: Eukaryota; Metazoa; Mollusca; Bivalvia; Venerida; Veneridae. The record is from RefSeq and is a predicted model, not a curated record.